Molecule: messenger RNA, 1508 nt
Organism: Toxotes jaculatrix (banded archerfish)
Lineage: Eukaryota; Metazoa; Chordata; Actinopteri; Toxotidae
Gene: ghrhr2
Product: growth hormone releasing hormone receptor 2
Exons: 15
Coding region: 204-1466 (420 amino acids)
Biological process (GO): cell surface receptor signaling pathway; adenylate cyclase-modulating G protein-coupled receptor signaling pathway
Cellular component (GO): plasma membrane
Molecular function (GO): peptide hormone binding; G protein-coupled peptide receptor activity
Source: RefSeq, a predicted model, not a curated record
UUUUCGGGUGUGAGGCCGCAGACGUGCACCAGAAACAGCAGGAUCAGAUCUGUGACAAACAGGAAGUGGAUGUGGACAAAAACUGUCUGAGCUGAUGAAGAACAAGUGAUCGAACAGUAGAGGGAGACAUUCCCUCAGAAACAUGACUCAGAUUAAAACCUCAGAUCCACCAGAGUGAGAAGAAAGCAGCUCAGUGAGAAACCAUGGACUUCAGUCUCACUGCUGCCGUUUGUCUGCUGAUCAUCACAGGACACACGGUCAGAUCGACACAUCCAGAAUGUUCCAUCGUUCUUCAUCUGCUACAGAAGGAAAACGAGUGUAAAGUCAAAAUGCAGAGCGUCGCUGCAGCGUCACUGAGUCACAGCAGUAAUAAAACUGCAGGUUGUGUGAUGGAGUGGGAUGGAGUGAGCUGUUGGCCGGCUGCGUCUGAAGGAGAGAUCGUCUCUGUCCACUGUCCUCCGCCGCUGCUGAGGCCUGAAACUCCUCCAGUUCUCAUCAGCAGGACCUGCACCGUCGGAGGAUGGGGCACACCGAGCCCGCCAUAUUACAAAGCCUGUUACUAUGAAGCCUCUGAGCAGGAUGAAGACGUGGGGACGGAGAAAAAUUACUUUGAUACCGUGCAGCUGAUCUACAGUGUUGGUUACGGACUGUCUCUGGCUGCUCUGCUCGCUGCUGUCCUGCUUUUCUGCUGCUUCAGGAAGCUGCUCUGCACACGAAGCUACAUCCACCUCAACCUGUUCGUCACCUUCAUGCUCAGAAGUCUGGCUGUGUUCAUCAAAGACGCAGUGCUGUUUGCAGAUAAGAGCGUGGACCACUGCACGGUGUCCACACUUCGGUGCAAAGCAGCAGUGACCUUCUUCCAUUUCUGUGUCCUGUCCAACUUCUCCUGGCUGCUGGUGGAAGGUUUGUACCUACAGACGCUGCUGAUAUUCGCUUUCACUCCGACCAGGAAGCUGUUCUGGAUCUACGCCGUCAUCGGCUGGGGUUCUCCGACAGUUACUAUGGUGAUCUGGGCUCUGCUGAAAAGACAGCUUGACAGUGACGGGUGCUGGGACGACCUGCAGAGCCACUUGUGGUGGAUCAUAAAGAUUCCCAUCCUGCUCUCCAUCUUUAUGAACUUUCUAAUCUUCCUGAACAUCAGCAGGAUCAUCGUUCAGAAGACGAAGGCCACACCGAACCAAAGUGAGACACAGCUGUUCAGGACACUCGUCCGCUCCACUCUCCUCCUCAUCCCUCUGUUCGGUCUUCACUACGUGGUGUUUGCCCUGAUCCCCGAACACGUCGGCCUCGGACCUCGACUCUACCUGGAGUUAGUCCUCGGCUCCUUCCAGGGCUUUAUCGUCGCCGUGUUGUACUGCUUCCUGAACGGAGAGGUUCAAAAAGAAAUCCAGAGGCUGAUGAAAAGCUGCUGCAGCCCUGAGACGAACAUGAACGCCAUCAACCUGCCAACCCAAGAGGUUCCUUAAUUUUAAAAUAAAAUAACUCAGAUUUCUUCCUUCACACUGUAG